Molecule: messenger RNA, 757 nt
Organism: Hippopotamus amphibius kiboko
Lineage: Eukaryota; Metazoa; Chordata; Mammalia; Artiodactyla; Hippopotamidae
Product: calmodulin-1
Exons: 1
Coding region: 202-651 (149 amino acids)
Molecular function (GO): calcium ion binding
Source: RefSeq, a predicted model, not a curated record
CUGAGAGCCUCGCGGGCGCGGCGCCGUUACUCUCAGUCGGGCGGCGGCGCAGGCGGCGGCGGCGGCGGCGGCACAGGGCUCAGCGCACCUCAGCAGCAGCAGCAGCAGCAGCAGCGGUAGGGGAGGCACCCCUGCGGUCACAGCGCCUGCGCUUGGGCAGCCGCCCUCGUUCUCCCUGCUCUUCCUCCCUUCGCUCGCACCAUGGCUGAUCAGCUGACCGAAGAACAGAUUGCUGAAUUCAAGGAAGCUUUCUCCCUAUUUGACAAAGACGGCGAUGGCACCAUCACAACAAAGGAACUUGGAACCGUCAUGAGGUCACUGGGUCAGAACCCAACAGAAGCAGAAUUGCAGGAUAUGAUCAACGAAGUGGACGCUGAUGGUAACGGCACCAUUGACUUCCCAGAAUUUUUGACUAUGAUGGCUAGGAAAAUGAAAGAUACAGACAGUGAAGAGGAAAUCCGCGAGGCGUUCCGAGUCUUUGACAAGGAUGGCAAUGGUUACAUCAGUGCCGCAGAACUACGUCACGUCAUGACAAACUUAGGAGAAAAGCUAACAGAUGAAGAAGUAGAUGAAAUGAUCAGAGAAGCAGAUAUUGAUGGAGACGGACAAGUGAACUACGAAGAAUUCGUACAGAUGAUGACUGCAAAAUGAAGACCUACUUUCAGCUCCUUUUUCCCCCCUCUAGAAGAAUCAAAUUGAAUCUUUUACUUACCUCUUGCAAAAAAAAAAAAAAAAGUUCAUUUACUCAUUCUGUUUC